GGGAACAAUGGUGGUGUAGGCUACAGGUGGGAACUGGAGGAGCUUCUUGUUCAUGUGCAAAAGGAAUCUCACACAGGAGAAGAUGCUCCUCUUGGCAGUGCUGCUAACAAACCUGCUGCUGGCUACUGUAGUUUCAGGAUCAUCAGGUUCUUUGCUUCAGGAAUCAUCAGUUUCCCGUUGCAGCCUUUUUGGGAAUGAUCACAUCAAAACUUUUGAUGGUUCUUUCUACAAUUUUGCUGGGGACUGCAGUUACCUCCUUGCUGGGGACUGUCACAAGCGCUCCUUCACACUCUUAGGCGACUACCAAGAUGGCGAGAAAAUUGGUUUCUCAGUGUAUCUCGGAGAAUAUUUCAAUCUUCGCUUCGCUUUAGAUGGAGAUGUGAUGCAGGAAGACAAAAGGGUUUCCAUACCUUUUGCCUCCAAUGGCAUAUUUAUAGAGAAGGAGGCAGGUUAUUAUAAAAUAUCCAGUGAUGAGCAUGGCUUUGUGGUGAAGAUUGAUAUCAGUGGGAAUAUUCAGAUACUCCUUCAAGAAAAGCACUAUAAUAAGACCUGUGGGUUGUGUGGCAACUUUAAUAAAUUUGCUGAAGAUGACUUCAGAACUCAGGAAGGGACCCUCGUGGGAAACAGUUAUGAUUUUGCGAACUCUUGGGCUUUGCAGAGUGAAAACAAGCGGUGCAAGAGAGUGCAGACUCCAAGCAACACCUGCAACAUUUCAUCUGAUAUUGCAGAGAAGGUUGGUGCCACAAGAUACCUUUCUGGUUUCGGCCCUCCGCUACCUGAAGGCAACUUGCCUGCCCUUUGGCAGAACACAAAUGCUUCCUUGAAUCCACGUCUGUACCGAAUGUGGUCUUCCCUCAGCAAGCGCAUUUGUCGACGUGGCACCUGGAUCUGCAGCAAUGGGGAGUGCCCAGGAGAAUGCUCUGUCACCGGCCAGUCCCAUUUCAAAAGCUUUGACAACAAGUAUUUCACCUUCAGCGGGAUUUGUCAGUACUUAUUUGCCAAGGAUUGCGUGGAAAAUUCCUUUUCUGUGAUCAUCGAGACUGUGCAGUGUGCAGAUGAUCCUGAUGCCGUGUGCACUCGCUCAGCUUCUGUCCGAAUCCGGGAUAUGGACAACAGCCUCAUUAAAAUGAAACACGGAGGAGGAGUUUCACUGAAUGGACAAGACAUACAGAUCCCUUUGCUACAAGGUGCCCUCCGUAUCCAGCGCAUGGUGAGGACUUCAGUUCGCCUUACCUAUGGGGAAGAUUUGCAGAUUGACUGGGAUGGUCAUGGUGGACUCCUAGUAAAGCUGUCUCCGGUCUAUUCCGAAAGGAUGUGCGGGCUAUGUGGAAAUUACAAUGGUAACCAAGGGGAUGAUUUUCUUACACCUUCUGGCAUGGUAGAAGCUCUUCUGGAAAAUUUUGGAAACUCCUGGAAACUCAACGCGGACUGCCAAGACUUGUUAAAACAAGACAGUGACCCCUGCAAUCUCAAUCCUCGUUUAGCCAAAUAUGCUGAGGACUCCUGCUCAAUUCUGAUGUCUUCUGCAUUUGAACCCUGUCACCAUGAAGUCAGUCCCACUCCCUAUGUGAAGAACUGCCGCUUUGAUGUUUGCUCCUGCUCCAAUGGCAAGAAUUGUCUGUGCUCUGCGAUUGCUAAUUACGCCGCAGCCUGUGCUAGGAAGAGAGUCUUGAUCGAGUGGAGAGCACCUGACUUCUGCU
Molecule: messenger RNA, 1700 nt
Organism: Cariama cristata (Red-legged seriema)
Lineage: Eukaryota; Metazoa; Chordata; Aves; Cariamiformes; Cariamidae
Product: von Willebrand factor-like
Exons: 12
Biological process (GO): blood coagulation; cell-substrate adhesion
Cellular component (GO): extracellular matrix
Source: RefSeq, a predicted model, not a curated record